CGUCUUUCUCGCGUUUCAGCGUCUUCUCUUACAAGUUUCUUCUUUAUGAUAGUAUCUUUACAUUACUGUUACCUUUCUGAUAUCUAUCCUCGGCCGUCCCGUUUACCUACCUUGACUCAACCGGAGGCACUCCUAUCAACCUGACCUAGCCGGUCGCGACCUGUUAUUCAACAACGCUGUACAUACUGCCACUCAGUUGGUAGACCGUCACCAUGUUCGAGCGCGGCGUAGCGGAUCGUUAUCGUCUUCGAAUGCACCGGGCUCGCACGGUGGCCCUGACGUCGGACGAAAUCGUCGAGGUGCGAGCGGCCCAGCGGACCUUCGAGGGGGCCUACGUGCGCACGGCGCUGUCGCAGUUCUCCUUCGCCCUGGUCGUGCUGAAGAUCUUCACGAGCGAAUUCUACAGCACCGGUGCCCUGUUCGCCAUCUACGGCACUGGAAUCCUUGUUAUUGGUCUCUUUCGCCGCCAGCAGGGCAAUCGACAGUUCUUUUCCGAGGUGGGCGAGGACGGGGUGCGUCGACAUAAGUUUAGGACCAGUGGGAAUGCGGUGAUCGUCUUGACUGCUCUCAGUGUUGCGGCUUAUGCAACGCUUAUCGGACUCACCGUGCGAUUACAACAUUGACGGCGACGAGAACCACAUACUACUACUUCUACUCCUGUAUAUAGCGAUGUUUGGGUCUCUGGACGAGUGAUGCGUAACUGGCAUAACUGCCAAGCGCCAAGACUACCCGCAAAGGACGACAGGGCUCCGGACGACCCACCCGGCUUGGCCCACUACAGAUGACCGACGGGGUACGGUGCUAAAGAGUAAAGACAACGGAGCGGACGAAGCCAGAGUUGACAAACUCCGGUUCCAGCCAAAUUAACCGUGAGGAUGGACCACCGUGCUCGAAAGGGGAGGGGACAGUCACACAGGGGACGCCUUACUUCCACCCCAGAUUUGUAGUUCGUUGAUGUGAUCUCAACGAAAAAAAGCCACCGUCCCUCCAGACAAGCACGGCGCCAAGAUGAUGGUUGAACCAGGUGCAGGGGUGGUCGCGACGGAAGGUUUCCAGUCUAUUCUCUCCUAGUCCCCGCAGGUUCUUGUGAUUGAUGAUUGUUUAAUUAAAUGAGUGCUCGACAGUGUGUUUGACAACUGUGGCUGCUUGCUCUUAUGGAAG
Messenger RNA from Aspergillus candidus, 1161 nucleotides. RefSeq lists its product as uncharacterized. The coding region runs from base 213 to 623 and encodes 136 amino acids. Lineage: Eukaryota; Fungi; Ascomycota; Eurotiomycetes; Eurotiales; Aspergillaceae. The transcript has 2 exons. The record is from RefSeq and is a predicted model, not a curated record.